CUCACUGAAAGACAAGUGUUCAGAAGAAUAUCAAAUGGAAACUCCAUCACCGUCACACAACAACAACAUGAUCACCGUCACAGAGCCGCUGAUCUCGAACAAGAGCAACCCAAAGGUGCCAAAGGGCGGCUUCCGAGCCUUGCCUUUCAUUGUAGCAAAUUCGGCAUUUGAGAAGGUGGCAAGCUUCGGGCUGUUGCCAAACAUGAUUCUGUAUUUGACGAGAGAGUAUAGGUUGGAGGCAGCUACGGGAGCCAAUAUCCUCUUCUUCUGGUCAGCUGCCACCAAUCUCAUGCCAAUUAUUGGGGCUUUUCUCGCUGAUUCUUACGUCGGUCGCUUUCCGAUGAUCGGAUUUGGAUCUGUUGUUAGCCUCCUGGGAAUGUUUCUAUUAUGGUUAACAACUGUGAUUCCACAAGCAAGGCCAGCCCCUUGUGUGCAAUUCAGUGACAGUUGCCCUUCUGCCACAACAUUACAGCUUCUGUUUUUAUAUUCAUCUCUUGGGCUCAUCUCCAUUGGAGCCGGUGGAGUAAGGUCUUCUUCUUUAGCCUUUGGGGCUGAUCAACUAGGGAAGGGAGAGAACCUUAAAAAUGCACAAAUCCGAGAGAGCUUCUUCAGCUGGUACUAUGCAAUAGUCUCUUUUUCUGUAGUUAUUGCCAUGACUUGUGUUGUUUACGUUCAACAAGUGAUGGGGUGGAAGGUGGGGUUUGGAGUUCCUGUGGUGCUCAUGAUCAUGUCAGCUCUUUCUUUCUUCUUAGCUUCUCCCAUUUAUGUCAAGUCAUCACUACCCAAGUCAAGCUUGCUUACUAGAUUUGCUCAAGUUUUUGUUGCUGCCUAUAAAAAUAGAAGCAUUCCAUCAUCAACCCAAGCCACCAAUGAAGUGUACCAUAGUAGGAAGGAUACAUUGCUUCUUGCUCCAAGUGAGAAAUUCAGGUAUCUAAACAAAGCAUGCAUUAUCAGAAACCCUCAAGAAGACCUGAUCCCAGAUGGAAGCGCUUCAGAUCCAUGGAGUCUUUGUACAGUAGAUCAAGUAGAAGAGCUAAAGGCAAUUAUCAAGAUAAUCCCAAUAUGGUCAACAGGAAUGAUGAUGUCUGUGACUAUAAGCCCAGGCUCGUUUCCAGUACUCCAGGCAUCUACCAUGGACCGACACAUUACUUCAAAAUUUGAAGUUCCUGCAGGCUCCUUCGGCGUUUUCAUGGUUAUCUCCAUUUUUUUAUGGAUUAGUCUCUACGAUCGUGUAAUUAUCCCUCUAGCAUCAAAACUCAAGGGAAAACCUGUUUGUUUCAGCUUGAAACAAAGAAUGGGAAUUGGGAUUCUACUCUCUUCCACAUCCAUGGCAGCAUUAGCAAUGGCAGAGAGCAUUCGGCGAGAAACUGCAAUCAGGGAAGGAUUUUCAGAUGACCCUAAUGCUGUGGUGCACAUGUCUGCACUGUGGUUAUUGCCAUACCAUGUCCUAGGUGGAUUGGCAGAGGCCUUCAAUGCAAUUGGACAGAACGAGUUCUACUACACUGAGUUGCCCAAAUCCAUGUCUAGUAUAGCUGUCACUUUAGCUGAAAUGGGAUUUUCUGCGGCAUAUAUUGUUGCAAGUUUUAUAAUGACUAGUGUUGAUAGUUUAACUAAGAGAGGAGGAGAGGAGAGUUGGGUAUCAAGCAAUAUUAAUAGGGGUCACUAUGAUUAUUACUACUGGCUUCUUGCUAGUCUGGGCUUGGUUAACUUCUCAUAUUAUCUCUUUUGUAGCAAGGCUUAUGGUCCUUGCAGGGGAGAAGGGUAUAAUAACCCUGAUGAAGCUACAAGAGAGAUGACCAUUGAUUAGUUAUUAAGGUCUAGGAACAGAAGUUGUUCAUCAAUAGUUUAGCAUGAUUACUGAAUAUUUGGCUUUCUAUGGUGGCUGGAUUAGGAAUUUUGUAUAAUUAUUUUGUUUCUGUUUAGGAAUAUGUAGAUUAUAGCUAGUUUUAGUCUUGACA
Messenger RNA from Hevea brasiliensis (rubber tree), 1958 nucleotides. RefSeq names its product protein NRT1/ PTR FAMILY 1.2. The record is from RefSeq and is a predicted model, not a curated record. The transcript is spliced from 4 exons. Bases 35 to 1807 code for a protein of 590 amino acids. Lineage: Eukaryota; Viridiplantae; Streptophyta; Magnoliopsida; Malpighiales; Euphorbiaceae. Gene Ontology annotation, biological process: transmembrane transport. Gene Ontology annotation, molecular function: transmembrane transporter activity. Gene Ontology annotation, cellular component: plasma membrane.